Malaclemys terrapin pileata is the source of this 2310-nucleotide messenger RNA. It is a transcript of the gene VANGL1, whose product is annotated as VANGL planar cell polarity protein 1. Gene Ontology annotation, cellular component: plasma membrane. The coding region runs from base 288 to 1856 and encodes 522 amino acids. NCBI's taxonomy places the organism in Eukaryota, Metazoa, Chordata, Testudines, Emydidae. The transcript has 8 exons. Gene Ontology annotation, biological process: multicellular organism development. The record is from RefSeq and is a predicted model, not a curated record.
AAAGCGGCGGCGCUAGCAACUGCAGCAGCUGGGCUGGUACCGGGAGCAGCAUGGAGCGGCCGCGAGAGGUUGGUAUUGAAGAUUAAGGCACCUGCUCUUCCCUCCUUAGAGUUUCUUUAGGUGGAAAGUCAUUAGCUGCCUGAUGUUUUGGAGCUACUCAUGAUUGGGACGCUGAGAGUAUCCAGGAAAGUACUUUCUCUGAGGACCCCACCUCAGUAGCAACAGCUGCUCACCCUCUAAGGAAGGCAAUCAGUGCCCCUCCCAGCGGGGGGCAGGCGUCUGCUGCCAUGGAUACCGAAUCGACAUACUCGGGAUAUUCCCACUACUCAGGUCACUCCAAAAAAGCCCACAGACAAGGGAGUCGGGACAGGCACAAAUCGCCACGGAGUAAAGAUGGCAGUAGGUCAGAGAAAUCGGUCACCAUCCAGACGCCUCCCGCGGAACCGCUGCUGGGGAAUGAUGCCUCUCGGACAGAAGAGGGUCAGGAUGACAAUUGGGGUGAGACCACAACAGCUAUCACAGGCACCUCGGAGCACAGCAUCUCCCAGGAGGACAUUGCCAGGAUCAGUAAGGAUCUGGAGGACAGUGUUGGCUUGGAUUGCAAACGCUACCUUGGUUUAACAGUGGCUGCUGUCCUUGGACUCCUCGUCUUCCUUACCCCCAUUGCCUUCAUUCUCUUACCCCAGAUCCUGUGGCGGGAUGAACUGGAGCCAUGUGGCACCGUCUGCGAGGGACUGUUCAUCUCUGUGGCUUUUAAACUCCUGAUUCUUCUGAUUGGGACCUGGGCUCUGUUCUUCCGUCAGCCGAAGGCGGAUAUACCAAGAGUGUUCGUGUUCCGGGCCCUCCUGUUGGUCCUUAUAUUCCUGUUUGUUUUUUCCUACUGGCUCUUCUAUGGCGUCCGCAUCUUGGACUCCAAGGACACCAAUUACCAGGGGAUAGUGCAGUAUGCGGUGUCUCUCGUAGAUGCUCUCCUCUUCAUUCACUAUCUAGCCAUUGUGCUGCUGGAGCUGAGGCAACUGCAGCCCAUGUUCACGGUCAAGGUGGUGCGGUCGACAGAUGGAGAGUCGCGAUAUUAUAGCUUGGGGCACCUGAGCAUCCAGCGAGCUGCAUUGGUGGUUCUGGAAAACUACUACAGAGAUUUCACCAUCUAUAACCCGAGCUUGCUAAUGGCCUCCAAGUCUCGCGCAGCCAAACACAUGGCUGGCCUGAAAGUCUACAAUGUGGAUGGCCCAGGUAACAAUGCUGCCGGCCAGUCCCGGGCCAUGAUCGCUGCUGCCGCCCGGCGCAGAGACUCCAGUCACAACGAGCUUUACUAUGAAGAAGCAGACCACGAUCGCAGAGUUAAAAAACGUCGAGCAAGGCUUGUGGUUGCAGUGGAAGAGGCUUUCACUCACAUUAAACGUCUCCAGGCGGAGGAACAGCAGAAAGCUCCAGGUGAAGUGAUGGAUCCCCGUGAGGCAGCCCAGGCAAUUUUCCCAUCCAUGGCGAGGGCUCUGCAGAAAUACCUUCGCACCACCCGGCAGCAGCACUACCACAGCAUGGAGAGCAUCCUGCAGCACCUGUCCUUCUGCAUCACCAACAACAUGACGCCCAAGGCAUUCCUGGAGCGUUACAUCAAUCCAGGCCCAACCCUCCAAUAUGACAGAGAUCGCUGGUUCUCCAAGCAGUGGACGCUCGUCAGUGAAGAAGCAGUCACAAGUGCAUUAAGGGAUGGUGUCGUUUUUGUUCUCAAGUGCUUGGACUUCAGCCUUGUAAUUAAUGUGAAGAAAAUCCCCUUCAUCAAACUCUCGGAAGAGUUCAUAGAUCCCAAAUCUCACAAAUUUGUCCUUCGCUUGCAGUCUGAGACUUCGGUUUAGGGUGCGGGGCGGUGUUCUCUUCUUCUUCUGCUUUUGGGUUUUGUGUCCCCAAUGCUGACUGAAACUGGCAGAUGACAGACCAGUAAUAUUUGACCAUCUGCACUUUAUUUGGAAGGAGGGCCGGGGGUAAUGGGUUGGGAUAUCUAUCUAGAGAGUAAUAUCUUAAAAGCUCACAAGGCAACUUGGUUGAGUUAGCUCAGCCUUUAAGACAAAAUGGUCCUCCUUGUUUUCCAGGCAUAUUGUAGACUGUGUGAACAAACAUGGCCUUUAUGUUUCCUUUGGAGCCCUGCCUUGCAGUGCUCAGUAGUGUGUGUACAUCUCCCUUACUCAGGCCUGACCUGGUCUCUGCGUCCUGCACGUGUAGAUUUCUAUGGGGAAGCAGCUUUUUCUCAUGUAUAGAAGUCUGCGUAUGAGGAAGAAUUUGCAGUUCCCCUCUGCUCAGGAAGGAGAGCGU